AUGCCAAAUAGCUCAUACAUUGCACCUCCAGAUACAUCCUUAUUUUAUAAUGGUAGGCGAUCUCCACAAGAAAAUGACAAUCAACCCAACGAAACUGAACCACUAUUGGGUAGUUCUGGUGAUCAUCCAACAAUGUUACAAAGACGUGAUUCCAUUGGUGAUGCAUUAAAGCAGCAUUAUGUUUAUGAAAACGACGAGGAGAUGAUCGAUAACGGUGGUAGACUAUUUGGCAUUUUGCAUGGCUACUCAUCAGAAUACCAAAUGAAGACACCGUGGUUUUAUUUGCUAUGUGCAUUUACUGCUAUACAGAUGUUAAGGUUGAAUUAUUUUAUUGCAACCAUUAAUACACAAUACACGCAUUUGUUAGGUUCGGCUGAUAACGCAGAACCACUUACAAGGUUUUUCAAUCUAGCUUUACCGUUAGGAGGAAUCUUAUCAAUUCCAUUAGUUGGAUAUUAUUUGGACAAUUAUUCUACUGUCACUGCAUUUGCUUCAUUGCUAGUUCUUUCUUUAUUUGUCGGUGCUGUUGGGUUAGUGGGUAACUUUUAUUUUGGUCUUGUUAACGUCUGCUUCUUUGUUUUUAAUAGACCUUACUUCUAUACGGCUAUUUCGGACUUUUGUGCAAAGAUUUUUGGAUUCGAUACGUUUGGUAGGGUUUAUGGGGCCAUAAUAUGCAUUGCAGGUUUAUUUAAUCUUUUGCAAUCUCCACUUGAUAAUAUCACUCAUUCAAAAUUUGAAAUGAAUCCCAACCCUAUAAAUAUACUUUUAGUAUGUACCACCGUUGUUAUUGGAGGUGUUACAUUCUAUUAUAUGAGUCGUCAAUCUAUACAAUAUCAGGAAAAGACCAAUAGAAGUGUACCUUCCGUCUCUGUUUAG
This is a messenger RNA of Debaryomyces fabryi, 876 nucleotides long. RefSeq lists its product as uncharacterized. The transcript has a single exon. Bases 1 to 876 code for a protein of 291 amino acids. The record is from RefSeq and is a predicted model, not a curated record. NCBI's taxonomy places the organism in Eukaryota, Fungi, Ascomycota, Pichiomycetes, Serinales, Debaryomycetaceae. Gene Ontology annotation, cellular component: fungal-type vacuole membrane.